Paramecium tetraurelia is the source of this 1035-nucleotide messenger RNA. RefSeq lists its product as uncharacterized. The transcript is spliced from 4 exons. Lineage: Eukaryota; Ciliophora; Oligohymenophorea; Peniculida; Parameciidae. The record is from RefSeq and is a predicted model, not a curated record.
AUGAAGAUGGACAAUAAAAGAUUUAAACUGAUGCUAGGACUUAAUUAUGAAGGGUCAACAAAUUAUUUUGCUUCAUCAAAUAAAUCAAGUACUGUCAAAAGAUGUGUCAAUACUUAAACAACAACUUAGGAUUUCACUCAAUUUGACUAUUUAUUACAAUCUCCAUAAAUUAUUAAGAAAGUUAAAGUCGUUGCCGAAAGCACUAUCCACACCUAUGAAGAUGAUUUAUAUUGCUAUGAAAGCAUACAAAAUAUUGAAUCAGCACCUAUCACAUUUUAGACUAAAUCCUCUCCAAUCCCAAUAUAGAAAGAAUUCUACAAUAUCAAUCCUCUGUACUUAUAAGAAUACAACGAGAAAGAAUAUAACUAUAAAACAAGGGCCAUCAUCUUGAAUCGAAUAUAAGAUAAUUGUCAGAAUUUGAAUAACUCUUACUCCCAUAAAGCUAUAUAUCUUUAUGACCUUUUCCUUAGCAGACUUUAAAGUAAAAGCAUAACCAACUAAACUCAAUUAAGAUUUCUUUCCUUGGCUAUGAUCUUUGUAGCUACUAAAAUGAAUGCUGAAACACCCAACAUCAAUUCACUUUUAUCAUAGUCAUCACUCAACAUGACCAAGCAAUAACUCAUAUAAUAUGAGAGACUCAUUCUUAAAGUAUUAGAUUGGCACACUAAUCCUCUAACCUUACAAGAUAUUAUACAUGAAAUUAUAUACAGAUUCUAUAUUGCUUUUCCCGAUUUCCAAACCUAGCAAGAUCAAAAGACCAAAACCAUAAAUUAAAUUGUUAAUUCUAUUGUUCUGGACCAUCAUUAUUUAAGCUACUCUUUGGAGGAUCUAUCCUUUUCAAUUGUAACUGUACUUUUUACUAAAGAUCUAUAAGAUGAGUAAUUUGAAGAUUUUCUUAAGACUCAUGAUAAAUCAAAACAUAAAAUCUAACAAGCAGUGAAAUUUGUAUCUAAAUAUAUUAGAGUGAUCAAUUAGUUGAAUGAAAAAUAAUUGGACAUCAAUUCAUUGGAAAUACUUAAAUUAGUUUGUGAUUGA